CGUCGACUCACACCUAUGUUACAUUCAAAAUAUUCAAAAUAGUGGUGGUUUUUCAUACUAUACAAGCGCAUAGCUACCAGCCCAGUCUUAACCACUAGCCCCAGCCUGAACUCAGUUUUGCCCCUACAGAGAGCUGUUCCUGAGAGAGCUGCGCUGGACAGAUAUCAAUGUUGAUUAGUAAUAUAUCAUCAAUGUCUAGCUAGUGUAUGUCCUUUUAGAGGGACCGAAAAUAGCCGACGACUGGAGACCCGCUUUGUGGGUGUUCCUUAUUCUGUCCCUUGACAGGGAGACGACUGCCUAGGAACGGCGGCGCACUUGUGCAUGCAUCACCAGGUCUUCUAUUCGGCCAUUUGCACGAAUCAGAGACGGCGCUCCCUUGCUUCUUUUGAAUCCCUGUCGAAGAUAUAAAACCUGCCUGGGUAGCUUUGUAUUUCUACAACGCCCCUUCAUCCAGCUCGUCGAGAUCCUAGGACUGAUGAAAUUUGCUAUACAUAUAAACUUAUAUCAACACAACAAUAUACCCCACUCACAGAGCGCGGCUCGUCUUUAAUCAAAAAUAAAGGAAGAAAUAAGAGAAACCAAUAGCUCAAACAGAACCCCAAGCCAUGGGGUCCUCCGAUUGCUACCUGCCCCCCUCAGACUCCCCGGACCUCACUCUCGUCGUCCCCACCACCGCAGAGCGCAUCCAAUGUCUGAAAGCAAAUAGCCGGGAAUGGAGAGGUCUAUUGGAUCCUGAUCAAUAUAUUCAGCGCGAGAAUCACCUCAUGAAUCAGGACAUGACCAAGGACGGCGCAAUGACCCAAUGGAUCCUCGUAGACCGUCAUCUUCCCCCCGAUAACCGUCCCAUUCUCAGCAGCUGCGAGUCGUUUGGCAAACGCGCCUGGUUAGCUCAUGGCGGUGAGGUCGAGCAGAUCAUUGCCCACGGUGUUGGAAGCGUCUUUUCAAAACCAGAGUUUCGCCGUCGGGGUUACGGUGGGCGGAUGAUUACUGAGCUCGCGAAGAAGCUGGACACAUGGCAGCAAGAAAAUUCGGUGCGGAAGAAAGGCAUAUUUUCAGUCCUCUACUCGGAUAUCGGCAAAAACUUUUAUGGGGAACGUGGGUGGAAGGCAUUCCCUUCGUCGCACAUCUGUCUCCCAACUACCUCAAAUGAUAGAGUACAGCAGGUUACCCCUGGAGUCGAUUUGGGCAUGGGGAGGGAAAUGCAGGCAGACGACGUCAGACGCCUCAUGUGCUCCGAUGCAGCACUUGAGCGGUACAAACAAGUCUUAAGGGAGGCGUCAUUGAAUUCAAAAAAGGCCAAAGUUGGCUUUGUGCCAGAUUAUGCAGCUUUGAGCUGGCAUUGGGCCCGCGAAGAGUUCUACUCAAAGAUUCUGGUUCCUGCCAAGGGCGUGCCCAAGGUGAAGGGCGCUUGCGUUGAAAGCCGCAAAGUUUUCAUCUGUUGGAAUCGGAACUUUGGAAAGACCGACAAGGACCACGUUUUAUAUAUCCUGCGGACGCUAUACGAGGAACCAAACUCGCCAGCUGAAGAGAAGGCGGUAAUCGAAGCGCUGGCUGCAACACUCUAUCGGGCCCAGUUGCAGGCGCAUGAGUGGGGUAUGAGCCGUGUGGAGAUUUGGAAUCCAUCCCCAGUCGUCGAAAAAGCCGCAAAAAUGCUGAGUGAGACUGCGCAAGUCGAGCAUAGAGAACAAACUAGCAUAUGUAGCCUUAAGUGGAAUGGCAAACAGCUUGGGCUAGGCGAAGAUGUUGAUUGGUAUUGGAACGAGAAGUAUGCCUGGUGUUGACGCUUAGCUGCUGUUUCCUGAAGUUGAGCUCAAAGCUCCUUCUCAUGGGUCUUUAGUUUCUCUUCCGCCCUUUUUAUGUUGAGAGAUUGUCUAAUGCUUUUUAUGGGUGGUGUCAUUUAUUUCCAGCCUUAUUCCGAUAGACCAUGGGAGGAGUACUCAGAUAGCCUGGUGGCGAUAUAUUUGCUUUUGCGGCUUAUGCGGGCAAUCCCCCAUACCGUAUCGUAUUUGAUGUUGGUUAUCACUGGUUUCCAUGCUUCACGCACGCCUUGAGUCCUGUACGACGAGCCUGAGUUUCUAGCCUGGGCUUAUAACAAACGCUUGCCGGACCGGGAUAUUGGUGGGAGUCGCUCUGUGUCAUUCAGCAGUUCCUUUGUCAGUCUGUUACUCCAAAUUUAUCCACAUACAUACAGCAAGUUCUAGAUCCGAUUUUUAUGUAUGUACAGUACAUUUCAGUACAUAGUUGCGCAGUUCUAGAUGGACAGGAAACACUUAUGCGUACCUUCAAAUUAUCCCACGUAGCUUCGCUCCUCCAAGACUCCGGCAAUAGAUCUUUCCAACUCUCCAAGAAUUCCGCGCGACCAAUCGCCAUCGUUGGAUCCGGCGCGUUGGCCUCUAGAGUGACGCGCUUUGUGUACAAACCCGCACACCUCCACCCAGCCCCGCUCACACUCCACCGGCGAAAAUGGGACAUCGCCAAAUACCUUUGUAAUAGCUCGUCGCCGCUCCCUUUGCACAAUGGAACUCUUAUCGCCAGCGGUUUCAGUAGCAAUAGCAGUAGAUACUGCCCCAGUGCCAUUGCCAUUGCCGGCGUCGCUCAUAUCAACAUCCGCGUCCUCCUCAGCGUGCGUACCACUAUACACGCGCAGUGAGCGCUGGAGAUACGGAAGUGCGGAAUAUGGGUUGCUAUCCAGCUUCACGAGUUCGAGCGUGGCAUUGCAUUUGGCGAUGGUUGUGAUGUGGUGACGAGGCGUUUCUCCUGUCGCCUGUUGCGGCUCCGGCUGGGUAGAAGGGGCGGGUUGGAUGAGGUAUAUGCAGUUUGAGGAGUGGACAUGUCGGACCAUGUAGGUUUGGGUAGUCGUACAGAGGUUUACGUAGGCAUCGGUGGAUGACGACGGGGCAGAUGAAGACGAUGGCGGGGCGGAUUUUAAGUAGAGACUACGGUUUUUGAUUGACUUGGACGUGGUUAGUGGAAAGCGCAAUGGUUCAUAGGAAUUAUUUAUUGGUAAUAAUCUAUUGAAAUGUGGUAUAUGCGUACGGAGAUCCAGUCUUCCCAGAGGAAAU
This is a messenger RNA of Blastomyces dermatitidis ER-3, 3062 nucleotides long. RefSeq lists its product as uncharacterized. The transcript is spliced from 2 exons. NCBI's taxonomy places the organism in Eukaryota, Fungi, Ascomycota, Eurotiomycetes, Onygenales, Ajellomycetaceae. The record is from RefSeq and is a predicted model, not a curated record. Bases 606 to 1781 code for a protein of 391 amino acids.